Molecule: messenger RNA, 6268 nt
Organism: Nothobranchius furzeri (turquoise killifish)
Lineage: Eukaryota; Metazoa; Chordata; Actinopteri; Cyprinodontiformes; Nothobranchiidae
Source: RefSeq, a predicted model, not a curated record
UGAGCAGCUGCUGGCUCUGCUCCGCCACCACCUCAAAGCGGAUUCAUCCAAAUAUUUCACAAGCCAGACCACCUCCUCCUGUACAUCUACAUUACUGAUUCAGCUGGCAGUAGCCAGUCAUUUCGGAGUUUUAGUGACAGGAUCCGCAGGAGCGCGCGCUCUCAAUUUAUUUUGAAGGAUUUUCCUGGAUUUCACCGUGACUCUGGUGCUCUUGAUAGCAGCACGAGCCACCGGUUUCCGAAUUAGGAAUGUGGCAGUCGCUGUACGCGGACACACGGACGGACAAGGACGGUCCGGAGCCGCGAGCUGGAGACGCGGUUCCCUAACAGGUGCGAGCCCCACUCACCUGGAAGCUGCGCGUGCGGACAGAGUCUUACGUUUGGACAACUUUUUAAAAGGCCAAUUUACAUUUCUAAUAAUCAAAUUAAAAACAAACCCCCACGAGGAGAAGAGGUGAGAGGAAAGAGGGGCUUUUAUCGGUUUGAGAGAACCACGUGAGAAGGAUCGGAGGGAGACUCAACCCGCGUCUGGGUCGGUUUUACGCACUGGACGCACCAAACGGCUGUGCCGAACUCCUGCUGGUGUUCCAUCGCUGUCCAUCCCACAGGCGUGACUUCCAUUCGUCUCAGCGGAAGAAGAGUUCCGUUCACAUCAAAGCGCUGUGGGGACUUACCGGAGCACUUCAGCCGUUGGGAAUGGACGCACGCGCCGAGAACGGACUGGAAUGAGGACAGACUUCUAACCUACGCAAAGGUUCUGGUGAAUCCGGUCGACGUGCACGGCCAUGGACCUAUCACUUGAUCUCUGAGAAGGACCAGAUUUCCCCAAUUGUCCUCAUCUUCUUCCUCCUUGCGUUCAUUUCUUCUCCUGCAAAGCUGGUACAUUAAACUGUCCAAAACCAGUAAUCAGUCAUCCACCUGCGGUCCUGCCUUCUCUGUUUCAACAAUAAAUCAUGACAAACGUUUUUCUCGCCAGUGGCCAAGCAAAGUGGCCUUUUCUGCUGCUACUUUUGUAUCCUGCUCUUCUUCUACUCAUGAAGGGUUGGUCUGGAGCUGCCCCCUCAGGGCCGGAGUCGGAUUCUUGCUCCACUUUAGUUCAGAGUCGCUUCUUUGGCUUCUUUUUGUCUUCAUCUGUGUUCCCCACUGUGCCUUGUUCCUGGACUCUGCAGAACCCUGAUCCACGACGGUACACCAUAUUCAUCAAGGUAACCAAACCUACAGAGGGAUGCAUGCCUUCACAACUUCGCAUUUUCCAAUACGAGUCCUUCUUGGAGACAACGCGCACGUACCUGGGCAUGGAGAGUUUUGAUGAGGUGGUGAAGCUGUGUGAGGUCUCUGUCCCAGUGGGCUUUUUAGAAGCUGGCAAGCAAUUCCUACAAAUAAGGAAAGGACUUCCUCAUUCUGGAGUUCCAAAUCAAGAUGCUGAUGGGAACUUUAAAACUGAGUACCUUGUGGUGGGAAAGCGCAACCCUAGUAUGGCUGCCUGUCAAAUGCUCUGCCAGUGGCUGGACGACUGUUUGUCCUCCAGCACAUCUAACAGGCCAUGUGGCAUCAUGCAGAUUCCAUGUCAGUGUUGGGAUCCACCGCCUCAGCUCAGCGCCAGUGCUGGGUGCUUUCACAAUGGAGUUUACAUGGAACGCUGUAUAUCCAGCCCGAACGAGAAUGGAAAAGAUGAAGUAACUGCUGGUUGGAGUGUAUGGGGUCGAUGGGCACAGUGCAGCAGCGAGUGUGGAGGCGGGAUUCAAACCCGCACUCGGACUUGUCAGUCUCCUCCAGAGGAGUCUUUCUUGUGUGAGGGUGUGGUAGAGGAGGGCCAGCCAUGCAACUCACUGUCCUGCACAGGCAAAGGUCGCCAUCCCUCUCGCAGCCAGUCACUUCGCUCGCUGGACAGCCGCAAGCGUGAGGAUUCAGAGAAGCUCCGCAUUGGACAGCAGAGUCCUCAGACAGUAGACUCAGCUUCAGGAGAAGAGUGGUCAGAGUGGAGUAUGUGUUCUGCAACGUGUGGGGAGGGCUGGCAGAGUCGCACUCGUGUCUGUGUGUCCUCCUCCUACAGCACCCAGUGUAGUGGGCCACUGCGAGAGCAGAGACCUUGCAACAACUCAGCUGUUUGCGCAGUGCAUGGUGCGUGGGAUGAAUGGUCACCAUGGAGCUUGUGUUCGUCCACCUGUGGUCGAGGUUUCAGGUCCCGAACGCGAACUUGUACACCCCCACAGUUUGGAGGUGAUCCCUGUGAUGGACCAGAGAAACAGACCAAAUUCUGCAACAUAGCUCUCUGUCCAUCGGAUGGAGUCUGGAAUGAGUGGUCUGCCUGGAAUCCCUGCUCUUCCUCCUGUUCCAACGGGACCAUGCAGAGAACCAGGGAAUGCAUCGGCCCCUCCUACGGAGGCUCCGAGUGCACGGGAGAGUCGCAGGAGACCGUGAGCUGCUUUCUCGGGGAGUGUCCUGUUGAUGGAAAGUGGCAGCCGUGGUCCUUGUGGUCUGGCUGCUCCAAAACCUGUGGAGGGGGGAAGCAGCAGAGAAACAGGGUAUGCUAUGGGCCUUUUUUUGAAGGAAAACCUUGUCCAGGAGAUCGAGAAGAGGUCCGUCAAUGUAAUGAAAAGAGGUGUCCAGAACCUCAUGAAAUCUGUGAUGAGGAGAAUUUAUCUAAUGUUGUCUGGAAGAUGACUCCCGCUGGAGAAACGGCAGCAGUACGCUGUCCUCCCAAUGCCAUGGGGCUGAUCCUGCGCCGCUGCUCUCUGGAUGAGGAAGGCAUUGCUUACUGGGAUAAUCCUAGUUAUAUGAAAUGCAUUUCCAAUGAUUACCGCAGCAUUCAGACUUUAACCCGGGAACAUUUAUCCAGAGCACAGCGCGGCCUUGAGAAAGAUGGACUUUCUGAAGUGUUGACCAAGCUGAGGGUCACUUCCAGUGAUGGAACCAGCUACAGCGGGGAUCUACUGGCCAUCUUGGACGUUCUGAAGAACAUGACAGACAUCUUUAGGAGGCCAAAAUACAGCCCCAGCAGUACAGACAUGAGGAACUUUGUGCAAUCAGUUAGCAAUCUUUUAAUGGAGGAGAACCAGGAACGAUGGGAGGAAGCACAGCUGCUGGGGCCUAACAUCAAAGAGCUUUUCCGCUUGAUGGAAGACUUUGUGAACGUGAUUGGUGAGAGGAUGAAGGACUUCCAAGACAUGUAUGAAGUCACCGAUAACCUAGUUCUGAGCAUUCACAAGCGUCCAGUGAUGACUCAUGCAGACAUCAACUUCCCUGUGACAGGCUGGAAGAGCGUGUUGGACUGGGCUCGGACCUCAGGGGACAAGGUCAACAUUUCCAAGAACAUGUUCCCCCCAGACAAACCAGACACAGAAAACUCUUCGACCUUUGUAACUGGAAUUGUCCUGUACAGAAACCUGGGCAGCAUUAUGGCUAUGCAGAGAAACAACACAAUCCUAAACUCCAAAGUUAUUUCAGUUGCCAUCAAGCCCUCUCACGUCUCUCUCUCAGCUCCUGUUGUGGUUGAGUUCUCCCACCUGUACAACGGAACCACUAACCACAGCUGUAUUUCUUGGGACGAGAGUGACAGCUCCUCUCUGCUGGGAUCCUGGUCUGCCAGGGGCUGCAAAGCCGUGCUUGUCGACUCGUUCCGAACCAGAUGUGUGUGUGACAGACCGUCCACCUUCGCCAUCUUAGCGCGGCUGAACCCAGACAUGAACAUGGAUAAAAUGCAACUUCCAUCUGUGACCCUGAUUGUAGGCUGUGGAGUGUCUUCACUCACUCUGCUGCUCCUCAUCAUCAUCUACGUGUCUGUGUGGAGAUACAUCCGGUCUGAGCGUUCAGUUAUCCUUAUUAACUUCUGCCUCUCCAUCAUCUGUUCCAACGCCCUAAUCCUGAUUGGUCAAACACAAACAAGAAAUAAGAUCUUGUGCACCCUGAUCGCAGCUUUCCUACAUUUCUUUUUUCUGUCGUCGUUUUGCUGGGUUCUGACUGAGGCAUGGCAGUCCUACAUGGCUGUGACGGGUCGUCUCAAGAACCGCAUCAUACGCAAGCGUUUCCUGUGUCUCGGCUGGGGUGGGAAUGCUUAUGUGUGUCCUCUGCCUCUUGCUCCCUCUCUCUGUGUUAUUGUUAACCUUUCCUUCCUCCCAGGUCUUCCUGCUCUGGUAGUUGCGAUUUCAGUAGGAUUCACUAAAGCAAAAGGAUACGGAACACCUAGCUACUGCUGGUUGUCUUUGGAAGGAGGUCUCCUCUAUGCAUUUGUAGGACCUGCUGCAGCUGUCGUCUUGAUGUCUGUAGUUCACCCUGACCUGCUGCCAACCAGCUUCUAGUCAAGAUCCUGACAGAAGGAGCCCAUUAUUUGUUGUCAAUGUUGGGUUUGUUUUUUUUAUCAUGUCUCUGGAGAAUGGACCACAAGUUCUCAGUGGGAUUAAGGUCUGGGGAGUUUCCUAGUAAAGCCCUGCACUGAAGCCCUAGGCCCUCGGGUCAGAAUAAAUUGUCAGUUCGUCUGCAUGCGUCGGGGUAAUUCUUUCUAUUCUUUCUCCAUCAAAAUAAACGGUCAAAUACGGGAACUAUCCGGUCAACACAAGCCCUGCUUUUGACUGUUCUGUUUUCUUGUGAAAAUUGUUGGAAAGAGAUCAAAUUGAACUUGAUUACUACCAGAGCCAGGCGCACCGCGCCGUCAUCUCCGUGACGGUAAAUGAGGGAAAAACAAAUUGAUCGGAUCCUGCACGUCUUUUAACACAUUGGUCAGGAUUGACGCACUUUGUUUUCAUUUAGUUGGUAAAAAAAAAAGUUGGGCUCGGGUCGGGCCAGAGAAUACUGAAAACCUUUUCGGACCGGGUCAGGCUGGGGCUCCACCCCCUCGGGCCGGGCCGGACACGGGCUCAGAUUUUAGACCCGUGUAGGGCUCUGUUUCCUAGACUUGGACCCAACAUCAUUAAUUGUUUAUUUAUUUAUAGAGCACCUUCUUCGACCUUAUCAUCCGACAAAGGUGCUGAACACAACCAUAUAACUCACAAUAGGAACAAAUAAAAUGGUGUGUAUAGUUAAAAGAAAGAUAAAAGCUAAAACCAAUCAUAAAAACAUUAAAAGAAUGUUUAAUUAAAAACAACCAGCUAAAAAAAACAAUAUAAGAAUAAAAUAUCAAGGCUAUGUUUCAAUCCCUGGUGCGGAAACGCCAUCACAUAAAAAAUUAAUCUUCAGUCAAGACUUAAAAACCUGAAGCGAUGGUGCCUGCCUAACACCCAGAAGUAGAGCCCUGCACUGAAGCCCUAGGCCCUCGGGUCAGCCAGGCCGGACAGCCCGAGGGCCGGGCUUCGGGCCAACGACUGUGUAAUUACCUCUGACACGGGCCGGGCUGGGCGCUUUUAUUUUUAAUCAAAUUCAUAAAAUGUUUUUUUUUUUUUAAACACCAAUGCAGCAGCACCUGGCUGCUUCUCAUGCACCAGCACCGUUAACUCAGUUAAGGUCUGUGUGGUUUAUAAAUGCGCCUAUAUAAAACAAUUCUCAAACUGCUGAUUGAAACAUGUACCCCUAUUCUAAUAUGCCAUUUUAUGUCCACUUUGAUGUCAGAAACCAUUAGUUUAUUCUCAUGAAAAUGGCAGCGUUCUAUUUUUCUGUGAAUAAAUUCGCUCUGCAGUAAAAAAAAAAAAUACAGCAUUCACUGUUGUUUUUUUUUUCUAACUGGAGAGCGGCAGAUUCAAUUUACAAACGCUAAUUGGGGACGUUUAUUUAAUUUGCCGUUCUGAAAAUGCGCGUUGCAGUUGGAAAAAUACAGCAUUCAUUGCUGUUUUUUUCUAACUGGAGAGCGCAUUUUUAGAGCGGCAGGUUAAAUUUACAAACUCUAUAAUAAUUGGGGGCGUUUAUUUAAUCUGCCACUCUGAAAAUGCGCUCUGCAGUUAGAAAAAUAGAAUGCUGCUUUUUUUUCUAAUUGCACAAGAGCGCAUUUUCAGAGCGGCAGAUUAAAUUUACAAACGCAUCCAAUUAAUAUAGUGUUCGUAAAUUUCAUCUGCCGCUGGAAAAAUACGCUCUGUUAGAAAAAAAAGCUGCAUUGAUGCUGUUUUUCCUUCUUUUCUUUUCUUUUCUUUUUACUGCAGAACGCUUCUCACAGAUAAUUAGAACGCUGAGCAUUCUAUCACGCCAAAACAUUAUGAAAGGUUAAAAAAAGUCGGGCUCGGGUCGGUUCAGAGAAUCCUGAAGACCGGGUCGGGCUGGGGCUCCAUCCCCUCAGGCCGGGCCGGACACGGGCUCAGAUUUUAGGCCCGUGCAGGGCUCUACCCAGAGGUAACCCAUUCCAGAGC